Messenger RNA from Alternaria metachromatica, 1269 nucleotides. RefSeq lists its product as uncharacterized. NCBI's taxonomy places the organism in Eukaryota, Fungi, Ascomycota, Dothideomycetes, Pleosporales, Pleosporaceae. The record is from RefSeq and is a predicted model, not a curated record. The coding region runs from base 1 to 1269 and encodes 422 amino acids. The transcript has a single exon. Gene Ontology annotation, molecular function: 1-alkyl-2-acetylglycerophosphocholine esterase activity.
AUGUCCUCAGAUACCCCCACCAAACCCGCCUUCAAAGCCCGUCUCCUCAAGCUCCUCCGCCUUUCCACUCGACCCGUCGUCAUGCUUCCGUUUCUGGGUACCAUCGGCCUCGUACUCGUCAUCACACUCACAGUGCUCCUACCGCAAAAUGUUCACUCCAUCGAAAUCCCCGGCGCGGACAACAACCACAAUUACCUCGUCGCCGUCUCCCACUUUCCCCUGACAGAUUCCACAAAAAAGGAUCCUUACCGCCUGGAUGAAGACCGCAGGCUCAUGGUCAGCUUGUAUAUGCCUGUACCCAGGAAACAGUGCUCUGCAAUGGGCCAGCAGGAGUAUAUGCCGCCGCAAACCGCGAAAAUAGCAAACGAGCAGUUCAUCGAAGGCAACGAACGUGACGCAGGUGUUUUCGAAGCAAUGACAUAUUCGUCUUGCAUCAGCAGCAGCAGCGGCGGCGGUGGUGACGUCAGCAAAGUCCCCGUCGUGAUCCUAGAACCACACGUCGACACGAGCAGGUUGAUGUACUCAACAAUGGCGCGCUACAUCGCCGCCAACGGCGCCGCAGUCGUAGUCAUCGACCACCCUGGCGACGCGUCAAUCGUCCAAUUCACGUCCUCGCGAACCCGCGAUUUGGAGAUUGUGUAUAAUAGCGGGACGGUGCCUUUAUCCAACCUCUCCCCCCUCACGCAGUGGAACCAAACCGUGCAAUCCGCAGUCGAAACACGCAUAUCCGAUAUCGCAUUCACCCUCAGCCAAAUCAACAGUACCUCCUUACUCUCGCGCCAAUUCCCGUCCCUCCACUUCUCGGGUAGUUUAAACACAGAAACCUACGGUAUCAUAGGCCACGGCCUCGGCGGCACAGUCGCAACCUCCCUCGCCCUCUUCCCAACCCUCCUCUCCCCAACCCUGCUCAAUGCUACAAACCCCCCCACAGCGCGCUUCUCAAUCAAUCUCUCCGGCACACCCCCCCUCCUCAACACCUCCACCCCCAACACCCCCCUCUUCUUCUUCGGCCGCGCAGACUUCCGCCGCGAACACGACAUCAACUGGCCGACCACCUGGUCGCAUCUCACGGGUCCAGCUACCGAGUUCGAUCUCGACGACUCUGCUAUUUUUGACGCCUCAGAUCUACCAUUAGUUAUGGAGUUGGCGAGGGAGGAGGGUGGGAAAACGGGGGCGGUGGGAAGGGGGCUUAGUGGGAAUAGGCCGGCGGAGGGGGCGAGGGCGGUGAUUUGCUUUGCGGAGAAUCUUGUUAAGGAGAUGGUGGGGUAA